Messenger RNA from Cydia pomonella (codling moth), 1793 nucleotides. RefSeq lists its product as uncharacterized. The coding region runs from base 1 to 795 and encodes 264 amino acids. The transcript is spliced from 7 exons. The record is from RefSeq and is a predicted model, not a curated record. NCBI's taxonomy places the organism in Eukaryota, Metazoa, Arthropoda, Insecta, Lepidoptera, Tortricidae.
AUGUCAAAAACCCAGCAAAUAUUUAAAAAAAAAGAAAAUGAUUUAGUUAAAUAUCCAACUCCUCCUAAACCUAAAAUAAGUGCCAUUGGAGUUGAAGACCACGCAUAUGACAUUGUGCCUGAAGAAUUUAACAACUGUGCAGAAGUUAACAACCAUGGGGCAAUAAAUGGAAACUCUAUCAUUGUAUGUAGUCCCACUCAUACUCUAGCCUGCACAAAUAAUUUCUCGAACGGUAUCUCUGGCUGCUCCGUAAGCAAACAAUUUGGCAUGCAGCAGGCUCAUUUAAUCCAGGUCGUGACUGACUUGGCCAAACAAAUGUCUGAAUUGAAUAGAAAAGUUGACAUACUUUUAGGGACACAUACAGCAGAUAGCUUUAAUGCAUAUACACAAGAUAAUUUAGAAAUUUCUGAAUUAUUAGCUACUCUUCCAGUAAAGGAUGAUGCGAGUUUUUGUCAUUUCAAUGACCAGUUACAAAUAGUCCGGAACAAACAGGCAAUUGUAUCAUUUUUGGCUGGUAUUGGCGGUAGAAACAUUCGAAGUCUAACCACUAAUAUGUUGAAAAGAAUACUACAAGACGAAGUUGCCGAGCUAUAUUCCUUAACUGGAAAACAAAUGAAGAACUCCAAUAAAAAACCAUUUUUAAAGACAGAAACCUGUAAAAUAAUCUUACAAAUCUGCAAGAAAGUUUACGAAGAUGCGACAGAAGAAAACCUGAAAGAAAUAAUUAGCGAUUGGCUGAAUCAGGCUAAAGUUAGGACAACAAGAAGGGCAGAAAGACUAAACAGACAAGCAUAACCCUUAUAAAGGCAGAGGCGAUAUUUUAAACAUAGCUAAUAUGAGAAAAUGGAAGAAUCCUUCAGCAUUUUCAAUUGAGAAAACCAUUAUUAUAUAGUUGAUAUAUAUUGCUUUCGUACCUUAUACUUACUUUUUUCAUCAGUAUUUAAUUUUGGUGUUAAGAAAUCCACGGCAAUAAGUGGUCAAUUUAUGCACUACGCCUGUUAAGGAAGGUGAGUUAUCAUAUCACUGUUUUAAUAGAGAAUAUAUGUCAAAUCAAGUGUACUAAUAGGUAGAGUGCAUAUAUUUACCACGUGUUUUUUUUAAUUAUUUAGGUUUUUUUACUGUAGAUGUAUUCCCCAGUGUAUAACUGGGGUCUUAUUAAGGGAUAAAUAACGAGUCUGUGCAUUAAGUAACAAUACUGUAUGUUGGUACUCUUUAUAUAUUAUUAUUGCAUACUGACACCAGUCAGUUUAACCAAUAGUGCUUUAAUAGUACAUUACGAUACAAGUGCGAAAAAUAGGAAAUUCGAAACGAGUGGCGAUAAAUUAAAACACGACCGAAGGGAGUGUUUUAAAUCGACACGAGUUGCGAAUUACCUAUUCGCACAUGUAUCGUACAACGUUUUACAGUACAUAUGGCCCUUUAAAUGUUCGACACAGUAACGUAAUAUGCUACUUCUCGCACUAGUGCUAUAAAGUAGCCCCAUAUGUACUGUAAUAGUUAUUUACGAUACAAGUGCAAAAAAUAGGAAAUUCGCAACGAGUGGUGAUAAAUUAAAAUACGACCGAAGGGAGUGUUUGAAAUCGACACUAGAUGCGAAUUACUGAUUCGCACGUGUAUCGUACAACGACCCAUAUGUACUGUAUAUGGGUCUUUAAAGUUUCGACAUAUGCACAGAAAGUGCUCAUUCCCGCACGCGUGCGGGAAAGUAGCACCAUAUGUACUGUAAAAUAAUAUGUUGUGUUCCAUACCUAAUAAAUACUGUAAUAAAAUCUUACACAAUUACCCAUGAAUAA